UGUUGUGCUGUUGUUUUUUGUUUUAACUUUGUUUUGUGUUUAAUUUCAGGGAAGGCUCUGGCAGAAGGUGGAUCAGCUCGGACAUCACUUCUUAUUUUAGUGUCCAUCUUCUUAUCAGCUGCUUUCCUCAUGUUCCUGGUAUAUAAAAAUUUCCCACAGCUUAGCGAAGAAGAAAGAGAAUGUAUAAAGGUUCCUAGAGAUAUGGAUGAUGCAAAGGCCUUGGGAAAAGUCCUAUCCAAGUAUAAGGACACGUUUUAUGUUCAAGUGUUAGUGGCUUAUUUUGCCACAUAUGUUUUCUUACAAACAUUUGCUAUUCCUGGGUCUAUAUUUCUCAGUAUCCUGUCAGGGUUUCUUUAUCCCUUUCCGCUGGCCUUAUUUCUUGUUUGUUUGUGCUCAGGACUUGGAGCUUCAUUUUGCUAUAUGCUUUCAUACCUAGUGGGACGUCCUGUUGUGUACAGAUACUUAACAGAAAAAGCAGUAAAAUGGUCAGAACAGGUUGAACGACACAGAGAGCACCUCAUUAACUACAUCAUAUUUUUGAGAAUAACACCUUUUCUUCCCAACUGGUUUAUCAAUAUAACAUCUCCUGUAAUCAAUGUGCCAUUGAAAGUGUUUUUCAUUGGCACUUUCCUAGGUGUGGCACCACCGUCUUUCGUAGCCAUUAAGGCAGGCACGACGCUGUACCAGCUCACAACGGCAGGGGAAGCUGUUUCCUGGAACUCUGUAUUUGUGCUGAUGUUUCUAGCCAUCCUCUCCAUCCUACCAGCUCUCUUGCAGAAAAAACUGAAACAGAAGUUUGAAUAAGGAUCAGACUGGACCAGAAUUUCCCAUACUUCAUCUCAGGAUCAGCACUUCUGAUAUUUGUAUAUUUGCUUUUCUAUUGGAUCUCAAGCAAUUAAAGGGGAGGCUUGUAAUUGAUAAGAUUGUCUUUCAAUGAGCACAUGGCCUAAAACUGAAGGGACUGUGUUCAGCAAUGUACUGCAUACAGUUUUGUAACCAAACCACCAGUGUUUUCCUUUGGGAGGGUGUGUGUGUGGCUUUCAGGAUGAGGAAAGUGAAAAUAUAGACGUAACACUUUG
Acanthisitta chloris (rifleman) is the source of this 1079-nucleotide messenger RNA. RefSeq names its product transmembrane protein 41B (gene TMEM41B). NCBI's taxonomy places the organism in Eukaryota, Metazoa, Chordata, Aves, Passeriformes, Acanthisittidae. The record is from RefSeq and is a predicted model, not a curated record. Gene Ontology annotation, cellular component: endoplasmic reticulum membrane. The transcript is spliced from 6 exons. The annotation marks the transcript as partial.